Molecule: messenger RNA, 270 nt
Organism: Botrytis porri
Lineage: Eukaryota; Fungi; Ascomycota; Leotiomycetes; Helotiales; Sclerotiniaceae
Exons: 2
Coding region: 1-270 (89 amino acids)
Source: RefSeq, a predicted model, not a curated record
AUGAAACCUGCCUUGGAAAUCAAGACGUGUCAGGCAGCGAGUCCACUUACCGCUGCAGCGCUUUCUUACUUUGGAUCUGAACUAGCUCCUGGAGAGCAGGAAAGACUGGGGCAAGAAGGUGGUGGAAAAACAAUGAGGUGGAGGAUUGCAGAAGAGUAUCAAUUGUGUAAUCUGAAGAUUCCGAAACACGAAGGUCCGAAUUUGGAUUUCAGGGAAAACGAAGAGGAUUGGAGUGAGUUUCAGAGAAAGCAGGGGGAAUGGGAGAGUUAA